Mytilus trossulus (common blue mussel) is the source of this 1261-nucleotide messenger RNA. RefSeq lists its product as uncharacterized. Gene Ontology annotation, molecular function: protein binding. The record is from RefSeq and is a predicted model, not a curated record. Bases 65 to 1261 code for a protein of 398 amino acids. NCBI's taxonomy places the organism in Eukaryota, Metazoa, Mollusca, Bivalvia, Mytilida, Mytilidae. The transcript has 2 exons.
GUACUAGGUGUGUAAUGAUAAGCAUUACGCAGAAAAUCAACAGAAAUUGAUAGAACCUAUCAUCAUGGUUGGGUAUCCGAUGGUGUUUUUGUUAGCUGCAGGUUCCUGUGGUUUUUUACUGUCAAACAAAACGGGAAUACUGUCUGGUGGAGGACAAGGCGUAGUCGAUAAUCAUUACCUCAGCUUGAUGGAUGCGUUGAGGGUACAGACACAUUCGCUUUCGCAGAUGGAAGCAUUCGUUCUUAAACAGCAAAUUGAACUUAACGCAAUGAAACAGGAAGUAACUAAACUGAAAGCCGGUUAUAAUACAACUGAGUCACAAGCUAUCGUUAUUCUGAAAAACGAAACCAAUAGUCUGUUGUAUGAUAACAAGAAGUUGCAAUUAAAUCAGGAUAUACUUACACAUACAGUUGAAGUGUUGAAUAGUUCGAUAACUUCAAUUCAAAAAGACAAUGAAGCUCUGAAACUGGACAAUGUUCUAUUGAAAGUUAAAACUGAUUUUUGGCAAAAUGAGACGGUUAAUCUAAAACAACGAUUCAGUACUUUUUUUAAUUCUAUUUCUGCGUCAGACCUAAGUAACAUAACAAAUUUACAACGUGAUGUGUUUUCAUUGCAAUCCAAAGUAUCUGAUAUUGGUUUGCGACAAAAAGUUUUGUCAUCGAAUGCAUUUUUUAGAAGUCAGGAUAUUCAUGCGUUAUCAAAUCAGAGUAAAGCCUUCCAGAAGAGGAUAGAACAUAACUUAUCAGUUAUAGGAUUACAAAGCAAUGUAUCACAAAACCGCCUCCAUGCUUCGGAACAUAACCAAGCGCAAAUUAUAGUCGAACUUAAAGACAUUGAGACAAAAUUGGAUCACAUGAAUGAAACCGUUGCUCUUACUGCAUGUUUUGUUUACGACACGACAUCCGAGGCAGGAACAAUUAAAUUUCCGGCAAUAAAAACAGCUAUUGGCAUAACCGACUUAUCAGGUUUCCAAAACACGGGGAAGUUUACGUGUGACAAAUCCGGAAUCUAUAUUUUUUCUGUCUUUAUUGCGCACGAUGGUAAGGAUUAUUUCGAAUAUUUUAUGAAUAAAAACACUAAUUCAUUAUCAAGAGUAAUUGUAAGCGGUGACACCCAAAGUUCAACACCCCACACAUACCACACAGGAUCUGGUACAGUUGUCGUUCAAAUGGAUGUUGGAGACACUUUACAUGCUUCAAUGACCAGCAGUGAAGAAAUUGAAGGACGCUAUUCAUGUUUGACUGUUAUAAAAAUAAGAUAA